Caenorhabditis angaria is the source of this 6161-nucleotide messenger RNA. The record is from the annotation of a GenBank genome assembly. Lineage: Eukaryota; Metazoa; Nematoda; Chromadorea; Rhabditida; Rhabditidae.
AUGGAAUAUACAAUAUCAGAGCACGACACGUUGGAAAGGGUCGCCGCCUCGCAUGAUUGUACAGUAGGCGAAUUAAUGAAGCUCAACAAAAUGGCAUCGCGAAUGGUUUUCCCCGGUCAAAAGAUCCUCGUCCCCAUCUCGAACUCUGACGAUGUUUUUGAACCACCUUCCGCGUCUUCCGCCGCCGUCAAAAAAGGACCAGGCGGCGCAGUUCCCGCGCACAUCCGACGCGGAAGCUUCAACAAUAAAACAAUGUCCGCACCGGUGCCGCGUGAUAGUUCGGAUGAAGUGGAUACCGAUUGUUUGCAGAGGUUUUUGAAGAUUAAGGUGAAACAGGUCACUGAAUCGGAUGGAACUGUGUCUGGAACUUUGCUGGUCACACCGAAUUGUCUGAUGUUUGAUCCGGAUGUUUCGCAUCCACUUGUCAAGGAGAAUGGACCCGAUUUGUAUGGGAUGGUUGCCAAGUGAGUAUUUUUUGCCUAAAAAACCCAUUUUUUCGUGAAAAAUCCGAUUUUUUUGGUCUAGAACUUGGAAAAAUCACUUCAAGACCUGGUUUUUCACGAAAAAUUCGAUUUUUUCGCUCUGGGACCUGGAAAAUCGCAAGAAAUUGCUCAGUUUCACGUGAAAAGGGGUGAAAAAUCAAUUUGAAGCAAUUCUUGGGUCCUGGAGCGAAAAAAUCGACAUUUUUUCCUGAAAAAUUCAAUUUUUUCGCUAAACUAUUGUCAAGUCACUAGACUAGACUCUAGUCUGACGAAUUGAUCGUUGAUCAAUUAAAAUUUUAUAGUUUGAACCUGUAUUCAACAAAUAUUGUCUAGUUUGAUCUCUCGUGCAGACUAGACAAUGUUUUUCUAUUAGACUAGAGUCUAGUCUAGUCACAAGACAUUAUUUUUGGGUCCUGCACCGAAAAAAUCGUAUUUUGUCGUUUCAAGACCUUGUUUAUACUCAAAAUGACUAGAAUUUAAUGAAAAAUUUGAUUUUUUCGCUCUGGGAGCUCAAAAAUCGCUGCGAGACCCAAUUUUACAUCAGAAAUCCGAUUUUUUCGCUCCAGGACCAUGUUUAUACUCAAAUUGAUCAGAAUUUCAUCAGAAAUCCUAUUUUUUCGGUCUGGGAGCUCAAAAAUCGUAAUUUUUCGCUCCAGGGCCAUAUUUACACUCAAAAUGACUAGAAUUUCAUGAAAAAUCGGUAAUUUUCGACCCGGGACAUCAGAAAUUCGAUUUUUUCGCUCCGGGACCUCAAAAAUCGCCUCGAGACCUAAUUUUUCAAGAAAAAUUCGAUUUUUUUGCUCUGGGACAACGAAAAUCACUGCAAGACCCAAUUUUCAUCCAAUUUUUUGCAGCAUGGACGAAAUCAUGGCUGUUUCCGUCUACAAAGAGAUUGGCGGUCUGACCGGUGAUCGCGCCGAGAAAAAACGCGAUAUUUUCGAUCCGGAUCACGUGCGCACAACUCAAGAGCAGCAGCAAACGCGCCCCAUCGAAAUCCCGGCGGGAAAUGUUAUAUUUCAAACCGGAGAGGAUUCCCACUCACCCAAGGUCGGAAGCGAAUCAACACUUCCCUCGAUCACCGAAGAAUCCGGAGCCCAACCGCUCGUGCACCUCUCCGGAGCUCUGCACGCCAUCCGCGCGGGAACUGAGGAAGAUCUACGUGUCAAGACGCGCUCGCGAACCUCGUCGCAGAAUAGCAACGAGGAACGUCCGCGUAGCUACUCGGAGCUUGACGCGCCGCCGCCGGACGGAAAGAUUGGCCGCUUCUCGCCGAAUGCCGCGCGGAGAAGCUUCGGGAAAUUGGGACGGACGUUGAGCGCCCGUGCCAAAUCGAUUCAGGGAACUGUGACGUCAGGCACUAAAACUGUGGUGACGCAUACAAAAAGCGCUGCUGACACUUUGACUACGGGCAUUGAGAAUGGUGUAAAAGUGGUGGGAGAGCAGGCGAAGGUGAGUUAUGACGUGGCAAAAUGUUGGGAAUCGCCUCGAGACCCGGAAAUAUCGAUUUUCCGGGGUUUAGGAGCUGAAAAAUCGCCUCAGACAAUGAUUUUUGAUGAAAAAUUCGAUUUUUUUGCUUUAGAACCUUGAAAAUUGCUCCGAAACUCGUUUUCUAAUGAAAAAUUCGAUUUUUGUGGUCCCGGACCAUGUUUACACUCGAAAUUUCAAAAAAUUCAUGAAAAAUUCGAUUUUUUCAGUCUAGAAUGAAAAAAAUUGCUUUAAAAUGCAGUUUUUGAUGAAAAAAUCGGAUAAAAUUGCUCCAAGACCCAAUUUUUGACGAAAAAUCGGAUUUUCUGGCUCUUGGAGCUGAAAUAUUGCUUCAAGACCCAAUUUUUCAUUAAAAAAUCGAUUCUUUCGCUCCUGAACCGUGAAAAAUUCGAAUUUUCCAGAUUCCUGACUCUUAAAAAAUUGAAAAUUAAAAAAAAAUCAGAAGUUACGUGAUGUUCCAGUUUUUUUUUCACGUGAAAUUUGAAAUUUUCAAAUAAAAUCGGUAUUUCUGAUUUUUGAGAACCUAAAAGGUGAGUAAAAUUGGAAUUUUCCGGAUCCCAGAGCUAUGACGUGGCAAAUUCCUGCGAUUUCCAGGCUGCCGCUGAUGUUGCUGGACGAGUUGUGGAUCGUGGACAAUCGCUGAUGAAUGAUAGUAUCAAUGGGGUUCAGGAGAUUUUUAGUGUGCCGGAAUUUGAGGUGAGAUAAGCGGAGGGUGCUUGAGAGAGCGCUGGAGACAAGGGGUGGACGCUAGACACCUCAAAAAUGACGUGAAGACUUGGAUGCUUGACACCUAAUCUGAGCCCCAAGGCGCCACUGCUUGACAGAGCUCUGGAGACAAGGGCUGGACAUCACAAAAAUGACAUGAAGGCGUGGCUGCUUGACACCUAAUCUAAGCCCCAAGGCCUUGCUGCUUGACAAAGCUCUGUACCUCUAGGCGCCGCUGCUUGACACGAGAACUAUACCCCAUAGGCGUGGCUGCUUGACGCCUAAUCUAAGCCCCAAGGCGCCGGUGCUUUAGAGCCCCCAGGAUCUCUAGGCGCCGCUGCUUGACAUCAAAAAUCGUUCCCAUUUAUGAUUCAUGAUUUACAAAUUCACCGUUCAACUUUUACUUUUUCUCUGCGUCUCUUCAUCUCUCUCACUCUCUCACUCUCUCUCUAUCCAAUUUCAUCUAGUUAUUCAAUUCCAAGUAAAUUAUCAUACGUUCUUUUUAAGUGGCGAAACCGGUUGAGAGAGAGAGAGAGAGAGAGAGAGAGAGUUAGAGACGCAGAGAGAUUAACAAGAUUAUUUUGUUGUAUCUAUUAUGAAAGAACUUUUCAUAAUAAUACAUUUUUUGUUUACCCCGAUCUCUACACAACUUAGCCUAACUCUACUUUUUGUGCACAAAAAUGCUGCGGAAACCGUUCCGCAAACGGUCGGAUAGCUAUGAUCUACUUGAAGCUGGGGUAAUUUUGGAUUUUUCGGGGCCAGGGCCGAAAAAAUCGGAUUUUUUAGCCUCUGGACCGAAAAAAUCGGAUUUUCUAGGCUCAGGACCGGAAAAAAUCGGAUUUUCUGGGCUCAGGGCCGGAAAAAUUGGGUUUUCUAGGCUCAUGGCCAGAAAAAUUGGAUUUUCUAGGCCCUAGACCGGAAAAAUCGGAUUCUCUAGGCUCAGGGCCGAAAAAAUCGGGUUUUCUAGGCUCGGGGCCGGAAAAAUUGGAUUUUCCAGCUCCCAGACCGGAAAACUUGGAUUUUCUAGGCUCAGAGCCAAAAAUAUCGGAUUUUCUAGGCUCGGAGCCGGAAAAACCGGAUUUUCUAGGUUCUAGACCUGAAAAAUCGGAUUUUCCGGGUUCUGAGCCGGAAAAAGUCGGAUUUUUCAGCCUCCAAACUCACAAAAUCUCAAAAUUUUCAUUACAGAACUCAAAUCAACCGCAAAAAUCGUCAAUGGUCAUGAAACGUGAACAAUCGCUGGCCAAAUUGCAGGAUUUGCGAAGGCAGACCGCCGAAUUUCGUGAAAUUUCGGUCAAGGAGAAUAAGACGAGCUUGUGAGUUGAUUUUGGGGCCAUUUUUGAGCUCCCAGAGCGGGAAAAUUGGAUUUUUUAUGAAAAUUUGGGUCCUGGAGCGAUGUUUGAAGUCCUAAGGCUGGAAAAUUGGAAUUUUUCGCUCCAGGAUCUAGUUUAUACUCAAAUUGACCGGAAUUUCAUGAAAAAUCCAAAAUUUUCAGUCCGGGACCUUAAAAAUCACAUUUUUAGCCCCAAAAAUUCCCAAAUUUUAAGAUUUUCAUGUGCCACCUCCACUGAUGAAAUGCCCGAUCUUUUCUCAUCAGCCGAUCAACUUUUGGAGAGAAAUCAAAGUUCCGGAGACUCGCCACCACCUGUUCUACCAUUCUACAUGGCUGUUAGACUAACAAGAACCAAGAGGAGGAAAAGUCGAAGUGAGUCUAGUUUUUUGGCCCGAAAAUUUGGAGCAUUUUGAGCCCGAAUAAACCUAGGGGGCUUUUGGAAGGCCUUAAGGCCCUUAAGAAGCCUUUAAAAAUGACUUAAGCCUUUUAAGAAGGCCUCAAGCCAAUUAAAAGGCCCUUAAAGCCUUUAAGAAGUUCUAAAGCCCAUUAAAAGGGCCUUAAAGCCUUUAAGAAGGCUUUAAAGGUCUUAAGGCUCUCAAGAAGGCCUUAAGGCUCUUAAUAAGGCCUCAAGCCCUUUGAGAAGGCUUUAAGCCCUUUAAGAAUGCUUUAAGGCUCUUAAGAAGGCCUCAAGCCCUUUAAGAAGGCCUUAAGCCCUUUAAGAAGCCUUAUGGGCUUUGGGAAGGCCUGAAAUCUCUUCAAUAAGGCCUUAAGCCCUUUAAGAAGCCUUUUGGGCUUUGGGGAGGCCCUUACGUUCCUAAGAAGGCCUUAAGGCCCCCAAGAAUCUCUUAAGGCCCUUAAAAAGUCCCUAAGCUCUUUAAGAAGCUCUUGAGCCCUUUUCGAAGGCCCUAAGGCCCUUAAGAAGCCCUUAAAGCCCCUAAACUUUGAAAAAUCCCAAAAAAAAAAUAAAACAAAAAAAUAUCCUCUCAAUUUGUCGUUGUUUUCUCCUCCUCAUCCCGAGACAAAAUGACGAGAGAUUGGAGAUUUUGAAGAGACGCAGACACGAGGCUUUUCCCUCUUUUUCUCCAAUUUUUUGCCACACAACGUUUUUUUUUCGAGAAAAUUCCAUAUUUUCGCAAUUUAAUGGGAUGAAUAUUGAUUUUUGCAGAAUCUUCACCAACUUCCUAUUAUUCCACGUCAGACGAGGAUUGUGCGUUUGGAAAUAAGCUGAAAAGAGAGUUUUGGUGGGUUUUUUGGGGUUUUGGAGCGAAAAUAUCGGGGUUUUCAUGAAUUUUCGGACUUUCUGAGUGUAAAUAUGGUCCUGAACCUGGAAAAUUGGAUUUUUCAUGGAUUUUUGAACAUUUUAAGUAUAAAUAUGAUCCUAAAACUGAAAAAUUGGAUUUUUCAUGAAUUUUAGAUAAUUUUGAGUAUAAAUAUGGUCCGGGACCUGAAAAAUCGGAUUUUUCAUGAUUUUUCGUGAAUUUUGAGUGUAAAUAUGGUCCUGGACCUUGAAAAUCUCAUUUUUUACAGGUUUGCCAUCCCUAGAACUCGAGCCGAUAAUAUUUAUCAUUUUUUACUGCAGUGGUCACCGGAUAAAUACGGAUUGGUAAGGAUUUUUGGGGUUUUGGAGCAUUUUUGGGCUCUUUUAGUGCUUUGGGAGCUUUUUAGAGCAAUUUAGGGUGUUCUUAAGCUCUUAAGAGCCUUAAGGAGCCUCUUGAGAGCAUUUUUAAGGUUUUUAGAGCUUUCUGGAGCAUUUUGGAGCAAUUUUAAGGUUAAAUUUUAACGCUGAUGUCUAACCUAAGAACCCUAAGAACCUUACCCAAAUUUUAAACUUUUUAUCAUUUUUGCAAUAGUCAAAACACAUUUUUCAUAUAAAAAUAGGCUUAUUUAAGAAAUUUGAUAUUGUGUUUAUUUUAUUUGGUUUAUAAUUAGUUUUUUGGGCAAAUUUUGUGCAAAAAUGAGCAUUUUUGAGCUGAAAAUGCUCCAAAUUUGGUCAUUUUUGGCUGAAAAUGCUCCAAAAACCCAUAUUUUUGCAGGACGCUACGAAUAAUUCGGAAAAUCCCACGCAAACAUCCACAGAUCCCAUAAUGAUAUCGGAAAAUGGUCACGAGAAGGGAUUUAUUGUGUUGGAUGCGAGUGCUGAUGAGAGUUUGUCAGGUUAG